Messenger RNA from Haliotis rubra (blacklip abalone), 4099 nucleotides. Its product is annotated as lysosomal alpha-mannosidase-like. Gene Ontology annotation, molecular function: alpha-mannosidase activity; carbohydrate binding. Lineage: Eukaryota; Metazoa; Mollusca; Gastropoda; Lepetellida; Haliotidae. Bases 153 to 3500 code for a protein of 1115 amino acids. The record is from RefSeq and is a predicted model, not a curated record. The transcript has 27 exons. Gene Ontology annotation, cellular component: lysosome. Gene Ontology annotation, biological process: mannose metabolic process.
CGGUUGGUUUAUUCAGGACGGGAAGCUUUUCCGCGUUCAUCGCUCACUUUGCACAACAUACCUGCACAGUCCUACAUACGGGUAACAUCUGAAUGUCCCGAGUCCGCUUGUGGGCUAUAUGACCCUCUAUCCCGGCGACAUAUACCGCAGUGAUGGGAGUCCUGAGGCUGGUGUGCUACCGCAGACGGAAAUGUCUACAUAUGAUUGUCAUACUGGUCCCCGUGUCGCUGCUCAUAUCCUACAUCUACUUUGGUAGCAACAGCUACACCCCAAUACAACAUCUACAGCAACAGGCAUUAAGAGGAGCCGGUCUGGGGGUCGACUCGGUGAUCACUGGGGAGAAGAGAGCGAGGGCCCGGCCAGGCCAUGUCUUAGUGGCAGGACAUGAUGAGAUGGUAGAAAACAUCCCUCGACAACCGGUUCAACACGACAUGCAGUACAAACUGAGGAUGUACGAAGUGAAAAAAGGAAUGGAAGUGCAGAAAGAGGAAGAGAAACCCUCCCCCAAACGUCCAGAAUCACGAGAGGGUAUACGGAACGCGAGCGAGGGUCCUCGUCACCCCCCACAGCUGUCCGGCACGUGUGACAGUACGAAAUGUAACCCGACGAAGGACGGCAUGCUAAAUAUCCACAUCGUCGCCCACUCCCACGACGACGUCGGCUGGAAAAAGACGUACAUGCAGUAUUACAACGGGAAGUCUGGUGACUUUGAGGAGACCCAAUAUCACGGCGGAGAGUGUACUCGCUGUAUCCUCAACUCUGUUAUCCCCGAGCUGCUGAAAAACCCAAGUCGCCGCUUCAUCUUUGUGGAGAUGGCGUUCUUCUCUCUGUGGUUCCACGAGCAGGACAAGCACAGGCAGGAGGAGGUCAGGAAGCUCAUCAGGGAACGAAGAUUGGAGCUGAUAAUAGGUGGAUGGUGCAUGAGCGACUCCGCCACGACGUACUACGACGACGUCAUCGACCAACACACCCAUGGGUUUCAGUGGAUAGAACGGCAGUUCGGCGAGUGUGCUAUGCCGAAAAGUGCGUGGCAUGUAGACCAGUUUGGCCACUCGAGGGAACACUCGGCAUUAUUUGCACAGUUUGGCUUUGAUGGCCUGCUGGUGGGGAGGAUCGACGUCUGGGACCACGCCCGGAGAACAAGCACACAGAACAUGGAGACCAUAUGGAAGACAAGUCCUGAUAACCUCGGUGACAAGACGGACCUCUUCACCAGCGUCCUGUACGACGGCUACUUCAGCCCCGGCUCCUACUACGGUAUAAUGGAUGACAGACGAAAGGACAAGACGGCUGAGGAAUUUGUUAAGAUGGCAUCAAAGCGGGCCAAAGCGUUCAAGACACAGCAUGUGCUGAUACCCUUCGGCGGAGACUUUGCCUUUAACAGCGCAUCCUCGCUCUACGACGUCAUCGACAAUCUGAUCAAACAUAUCAAUGGAAAGCAAAAUACCGGCAGCAAGGUGAACGUCCUCUACUCCACACCGACCUGCUACAUCAACAGCGUCAACAGAGAAGCGGCAACGUUUGAGACGAUGUCGACCGACUUCUUCCCCUACGGUAUUAUCCCCAACACCUACUGGACCGGCUUCUUCACCAGCAGACCCGGACUCAAGCGCCAUGUGAAAGUGGCCAGCAGUUUGUUGCAGACCUGCAAAAUGCUGGCUGUUGUUGCCGAGUUGAAGGAUGCUGUUCGCGGUGUUUCUGAUCUCAAGGAGGCUGUGGGGAUCCUCCAACACCACGACGCCAUAACAGGGACCGAGCAGCAGCACGUAACAAAUGACUACAACCUGAUGCUGAGUGCUGGUGAACAGUCGUGUCAGUCCGUGGUAUCGAGGGCCUACCAGUCACUACUGAAGGUGUCCAGCCCUGUCCACUUCUGUCCACUGCUCAAUAUCAGCGCGUGCGGGCUGACGGAAAAUCAUACUGAGUUUACAGUGCAGGUCUUCAACCCUCUAGGCUGGAACGUCACACACUGGGUUCGACUUCCGGUUCCGGUGGCGGUCUACACAGUUGCUUCCCCUGAUGGAGGAAACGUGAAAACUCAGCUUGUGCCCAUACCGGAGUCCACAAAACACAUUCCAGAACGAGGUUCGUCCAGCAGUGUGGCGGAGCUGGUGUUCAAGGCCGCACUCCCCACUCUCGGCUACAGCGUCUACUACAUCAGGAAGGCUGGCGGUUUGAAUUCCCAGCCCCAGUCAGAAGAUCCGGCAGGUCAGGGCGACAUUACCAUUGGGAAUCAGCAUUUAUCGCUUGUCGUCAACGGCACAACAGGCCUUACACAGUCGUUAAAGAACGUCGCAACCGACGUCACCAUAGACUUCGUACAGUCUUUUCUGUAUUACAUCGGGAGUGAAGGUGGAACCAGAAUCCCGGGGGACAGAAGGGGAGGAAUGGGGGGCUUCUUUGGGGGUCACAAGAGAGCGUCCGGGGCCUAUGCAUUUGUUCCCAAGGAAAACACGCCGCCAGUUCCUUUGAUGGGACAUGACGGGAAGGUCAAGGUCAAGGUGGUCAAGGGCCCCAAUGUCCAGGAGAUACACCAGGAGUUCAGCCCAUGGGUCAGUCAGGUGGUCAGACUGUACGAUGGCGCACCAUACCUGGAACUGGAGUGGACGGUAGGACCCAUACCAGAAAGUGCCCGGCAGGCCAAGGAGGUGAUAUCCCGGCUACAGACAAACAUGCAUACAAGGAAGACCUUCUACACAGACUCUAAUGGUCGGGAGAUGAUUACAAGAAGAUUGAAUGUCCGGGAACCAUUCCCCUUUAACGUGACCUGCCCAAUAUCAGGCAACUACUACCCAGUAACAGGACGGAUAUUCAUCACAGACGAUGAGAGGAAUGUCCAGCUGACAGUUCUCACUGACCGGUCCCAGGCCGGGUCCAGUCUCCAGGACGGACAGAUGGAACUCAUGGUACAUCGCCGAACAUUCAAGGACGACGAUUUUGGUGUGGAGGAACCGCUGGAUGAGAAGGGAGUAGAUGGAAAGGGCCUAAUAAUAAGAGGUAAGCAUUACGUAGUUCUGAACACGAUUGACCAAGCAGCGGAGGACUAUCGCCAUCUUGGGCUACAGGUGCAUCACUUCCCUACACUGUCCUUCAUGUCGGGGGUUGACAUCAAGGCGAGCAGGUCAAAGACGAGUUGGCUGAAGAGAAGCCUACCGGACAAUGUCCAUCUCUUGACACUUGACCAGAUCCACGGCGACCCCAACCUGCUCCUACUGAGGCUGGAAAACUGCUUUGAGAAGAAGGAAAACCCACAAACUGCAAAACUGGCUUUGCUUGAUUACAUCGACGGCAUCAAGUCGGUGCUUGAACGCAGUCUCGGCGACAACCACAACAUCACAAACGUCAAGCGACUCCGCUGGCACACCCUGGAAGGUCAAACAACGCCGGAAGAUAUAAGCGAUGCAGUCGCCGACGUUCAUCUUCCUCCGUACAUCAUAUCAUUAAAGCCAAUGGAAAUCAGAACGUUUCACAUACAUAUAGAGCGCUCAGUUGUGACGUAGCUAGUACAUAUAAACAUAAAGACAUAUAUUAUGCAUUACUGAUAAAAUCUCAUGUGUAAAUGUUGUAAUUAUUUAAGUAUUUUGUUCGCGAGUUUUGUCAUGCUGUACAAACUGAGUAAAACUGUUGAAACAGGCGCGGUAUUGACUCCCGAUACCGGAAAUGAAAAUAUGUCAAUUAUGAGAACUGUAUUGUUGACAAUACUCUUACAAUACAAACUGGAAAGAAGACUUUCAAUAGACGUUGUGAAUGCAAUCUUGAAUUGUGUUCCACAGAUACACCCGGGGUAGGUAUGAAACUCACUUAGAUAAGUUUUUAUAAAAAAAUUUAUGGAUUUAAGUUGGGGAGUUUAAAGCUAAUUACACGUGUGAUAAUAGAUUAAAGUUCACAACUGAAGUGAUGGGUAGGUUGGGUUUGUCUACUGGAAACAUUUUGGGGCCUAAUCUUACUUUUUUCAAACUUUGUUGUACACCAUACCACUAUGAGGGGUAUCCCGUGUUGUGUGUCGUCCAGAGGAUUUUCUUACCUUAUCACUUACAAAAAGAUGGAUUUGUAUUCUGAUACCAUUUUGUAAAUAAACACACGUCAUAUAUAUGGACAA